CUCAUCCCCUGCAAGAUUACAAGCGCAAACGGUAGUUUGCUCCCUAGUGCUGCCUAAUUGCUGACAACGCUUUACGGUUCCAUUAUUAUUAUUAUUACCUCGUAUCGCAUCCGGUCUUCGUCCCUACCGCUGACACCAGCAUCUAUUCAAUUUUGCUCGACCUUUAGUAACGGUAUCUAGUAACUAAUUAUAUUUCUCGUUACGCUAUCCCUUCCCUGCCGUUUGUCAUCGGUGGCACGAAGAUAGCUUGCUGACUAAGUCCGUUGAACGCCAUUUUAAGCUCCUUGGCGCCUAUGUUCUGUAGUCGUGAGUCGUGACUGCAUCUUGAACAGCAACGUUAGCCUCUCACUUCCUUUCUUGAUUUCCUGAACCGGCGUUGAAGACGCAAUAUCAUAAGAAAAUGACCGAUUUCGUUCAUUCUGAUUGGCCAAGGAGGCUAUUACAAACGGCUUUCUGUCAAAGUUCGAAGAGCUGUAUCACAGCUUGCCUCGUCGCAAUAAGCGUAAUUUUCUAAGUAUACGUGGACGAGCUUAAUUUAGUUUAUGUUCCACGUCUUGACAGUUCUGUUGCCAUCUUCCAGCCUUUCGCGAACGACGGAGUAACUCGUCGUAUAUCCCGUUCGCCACUGUCGCUGCGAGCGGGUUCCGUCGCUACUUCGUGAGCGAAGACUCCCAUGGUCGCCAUGGAUCGCACAGCUCGCCUACGUCUGUCGCUCGUCGCCCUUCUCGUCGUCGCCACCCAUGUGCCACGUGUGCACGGCAGCAGUGAACCGUUCGAUCAACUCUGGCUGCAUCACGCAAGAUUUCACCAACAGCCGGACCCCUCCGAUGCCACGUCAGCAGCUGAUCGUCUCCCGGGCUCCUCCUCCGCCACGUCAGCGUCCUACUCGUCGCACCUCGCGACAGCAGCGUCCGUUGCGCCAGAGGAAGAUUCGUAUGGUGCUGCCUUGAGAUUGAAAGAACAGCAAGAACAGCUCAAAAUUAUGAUGGGCGGCAGCGGCAGAAGCGGCGGCCGUGGCAGCAGUGGCAGCAGUGGCAGCAGCGGCGACAGUGGCAGCGGUGGGAGAAGUGGUGGUGAUAGUGGCAUCAGCACUACCAGCAGCAGCGACAGCAGCAGUGGUGGCGGCAGCAGCGGUGGGGGCAGCAGAACCAGCAAAUAUGGCAGGAGAAGCCACAGUACUCAAGUGUACACUGUAUACAUGAGAGGGUUACCACCCGUGGUCGGUUACACCGGCGGCGUACCAGGCUUCGAAGCCACCGCCACUGCUGCAGCUGCCUCAACUGACGCCAAUGCUGACGUGGCAGUGGGGAUCACCACCACCAAACCCAUCAGACCAGACCCCCAUGCAUCCCACGUGUAUGCAUACGCGCAGCAGUUAGCCUCCCUCCAUUCCCACACUAUUGCAAGCAUCGGCCUAUCCCCCUCAGACAUCCUUUACUCCUACACUUACCUAAGUAACGCUCUUAGCGUCGCCCUCACCCCCUCCCAGCUGCACCGCCUUAAGCGUCAUCCGGCCGUAGAUCGCAUCGAGCCCUCCCGCUCCCUCGCCCCCCUCACUACAAUCACACCCGCUUUCCUCAACCUCUCCUCCGUGGUAUGGAAAGGCCUGGGUGGGGUGAGCAAAGCGGGGGAAAAUGUGAUUAUAGGCGUGGUGGACUCGGGUAUUUGGCCGGAGCACCCGGCCUUUUCGGGGCGGGGGUACACCCGCCCAAGAAGGACCUGGCGGGGCGGUAGGUGCACCGUUACCAAAGACUUCAGAGCCGGGUCCUGCAACAAUAAACUAAUCGGCGCCCGGUUCUUUUCUGCGGCUUAUCUCAAGGAAAACAAGGGAUACCCCAAGGGAGAGUAUGCGUCUCCUAGGGACGGGACUGGGCACGGGACAUGGUGCGCUGGGGCGGCGGCUGGUAACAGUAACGUUCCUGUGAGGAUGACCCCCCGCGGCCCCCUGAUUGGCCGGAUAAGCGGGAUGGCUCCGAGAGCGAGAUUGGCGGUGUAUAAAGCGGUUUGGGGCGGUGAGAGCAGUGCGGCGGAUGUGAUGGCGGCGGUGGAGCAGGCAGUGCAGGAUGGGGUGGAUGUGCUGCUGCUGCCCAUUGGGGGCACCGACGAUGACUACUUCAACUCCAUUUUCUUGCUCAGGGCUGUUCAGGCGGGCGUGCUUGUGGUGGCAGCAGCUGGCAAUGGUGGCAUACCACCGGGGGCAGAGCAGCAGCGCACGCUUGCCAACGUGUCGCCUUACAUUCUCACUGUUGCUGCCAGCGGCCUUCCAAGGGAGUGGCAGGCGAAGCUGACCCUGGGCAACGGGAACUGGUACACGGGCAUCACACUCCAAGGGGGGGACCCGCGAACCACCACCAACCUCCCCCUGGUGGACGCCAAAAAGGCCAAGACAGAGAAGGCGGAUGCUCAGGAGGCCGAGCAAUGCAAAAUGGGUUCGCUGGAUCCUGCCAAGAUAGUGGGUGCGGCCGUGCUGUGCUACCAUGGCAGCAUCUCAUUGGAGGAGAAGGCGCUGACGGUGCAGACGGCGGGCGGCAAGGCGGUGAUUCUCGCGGUGCAGAGCCCGCGGCAGUACGUGCGGUCGGUGACAGGGACGUUUAUCGGUGUCACUGUUGGCAUGCUCAUCUCAGAGGACAUCAAGGCGUACCUCAAGAACGCCAGUACCACCAAGCCCACCAUCUCCAUCUCGCCCGUCCUCUACUCGCUCCCCAAGGGCACCCUCGCGCCAGUCAUGGCCUACUUCUCCUCCUCCGGCCCGCCUCUAGACCCUUGGAUCUCCACCGCCAAGCACCCCACCGUCACGAACGACAUCUUAAAGCCCGACAUCACUGCGCCCGGCCUCGGCCUCAUCUCCUCAACCAACUCCGGAAACGCCCGCUCCCCGGGCUUUAAGAUGGAAAGCGGCACGUCGGCCGCCGCGUCAGUCGCCGCGGGAGUAGCCGCUCUUAUAAUCCAGAAGUAUCCGCAAUGGACCCCGGGGAUGGUUAAGUCUGCCAUGAUGACCACGACGUCGAUUAAAGACAUGUGGGGGAAGGGGAUUCGAUCGUGGGACUGGGCGUACGCCUCCCCAUGGCAGUUUGGAUCCGGGCAUAUUACCCCCUCCAGGUCCGUAAACCCCGGGCUGGUUUACGACGUCGGCGCGCCGAACUACAUUAAUUUCCUCGCGGGGUUGGAUGAGGCGAAAACUAAGGCCGCGUUUCCCGCCGCCGCCGCGACCCUCUCGCCGAUCGAGCCGCACGAGCUGAACCAACCAAACAUCGCGCUCCCGCGGAUAAAAAAGGUGAUUAAUGUCACUCGGUGGGUGACAAACGUCGCGUGGAAAGCGUCGACUUAUCAGCUGUUUCUGGUGAAACCUGACGGGGUGUCGGUGUCGGUGUCGCCUUCGAAGCUGACUGUGAAGUCAGGGCAGCGCGUGGCGUACAAUGUGACGGUAACGCCCAAGGCUCAGCAGACCAAUUUUACGUUUGGGAGCAUCACAUGGAAGGAUGGGGUGCAUGAGGUGCGCAGCGUGCUGGCGGUGCAACCCAUCGAGAAGAAGUAGUGCGGGCGGGCAGCGCGGGGGGGGGAGGGACAGUGCGCGCCAUACAAUGUGACGGUCAAGGCCAGGCAGACCAAUAGUACCUUCAGAAGCAUCAGUGGAAGGACGGGGUGCAUGAGGUGCGGAGCGUAGUGGCAGUUCAACCUAUUGCGGAGCAGUGAUGAGGGGCCGGGCCUUGAGGAACGACUUAGGUGUGAGUUGGAGGGUGGGGGUAGCAGAGAGGACGGAUGGGGCGCAUGUGAUGCGGAGCGUGCUGGUGGCGGUGCAUCCCAUUGGGAAGAAGCAUGGUAUGGGGGGGAAAAGGGGAAAAAGGGGGAAGGGGGAGGGGGAUAGGGGGGGGGGGGGGGGGGGCAUGAGGUGUGGAGUGUGGUGCUGUGCAACUGUUUGUGCGAUGUCACCAAGUUUCUGUGCUGCUGGUCCCUCGGUUCAGUUUAAGAUUGAGAACCCAUGUGGGUUCGAGUGGGACGGGAUAUUUAUUUGGUGCCUAGUUGGAUUGGGGUGGCGGGCUGAGCUAACCUCUAGGUAGUUUUAGAUGUUGGGGAUUAACUAAGCAACUCUCUCAACACCUUGUUGAGUUUGACUAAUGCUAACGCUAAUUUGGUACUCAAUGUGGAUGCAAUGCUGGAAGGGUAUUGUGGGGAAGGGUAGUUAGCUGAUGGGACGUGGUGUGGUUCGUUGCUGUGACCCAAUGAUAGGUACAAACAACUGUGAUAAUAGUGUGGCGGUCCUUGUUAAUAGUUCACCUAGG
Closterium sp. NIES-67 is the source of this 4280-nucleotide messenger RNA. The record is from the annotation of a GenBank genome assembly. Lineage: Eukaryota; Viridiplantae; Streptophyta; Zygnematophyceae; Desmidiales; Closteriaceae.